UGUCAAUUGUCAAAAUACGACAAAAUGAGCAGCUCCGAGGAAGUCUCCUGGGUCACCUGGUUCUGUGGACUUCGUGGCAAUGAGUUCUUCUGCGAGGUGGAUGAGGACUACAUACAGGAUAAAUUCAAUUUAACUGGUUUAAAUGAGCAGGUGCCCAACUAUCGGCAAGCAUUGGACAUGAUACUGGACUUGGAGCCGGAGGACGAGCUCGAGGACAAUCCCCUGCAGUCCGAUAUGACCGAGCAGGCCGCCGAGAUGCUCUACGGCCUCAUACACGCCAGAUAUAUACUAACAAAUCGCGGCAUCGCUCAAAUGAUCGAGAAAUAUCAAACUGGCGAUUUCGGACAUUGUCCACGUGUCUACUGUGAAAGUCAGCCCAUGCUGCCAUUGGGUCUGUCGGACAUCCCCGGCGAGGCAAUGGUGAAGACCUAUUGCCCCAAGUGCAUUGACGUGUACACACCAAAAUCGUCGCGCCACCACCACACCGAUGGCGCCUAUUUCGGCACUGGAUUUCCACACAUGCUCUUCAUGGUGCAUCCCGAAUAUCGUCCCAAGCGUCCUACUAAUCAGUUUGUUCCAAGGCUGUAUGGCUUUAAAAUACACAGCUUAGCUUAUCAAAUUCAGCUGCAGGCAGCAGCCAAUUUUAAAAUGCCACUACGAGCGAAAAACUAAUUAAAUAAAUCCACCAACAACAACAAAUACUACAACACAAACACAUACGCACGAACACAACAACAACAAAAAACAACAAACAAUCCAUUCAACUGCAUGUAAACCAAACAAAAACAAAAAUCGAAAUGUUAGUUUACAACGGGAAGACCGAUAGACAGCAACACACAACAACAACAACCACAACCACACUGAGAGACGGAGAGAGAGACAACUGUAUUGAGGUUUUUUAACGCUAGGAGCAAAGUUUCAUUUAUAUAAAUAUAAAAACUAAAAAACAACACAAAAAACAAAAACAAACUGCGUUUAUAUUUAAAAGAGAAGAAAAACAAAAUAAGAGAAAUUAAACAUUCAACAGAAGAAAUUGUAUAACAAAACGAAAUAUGUAGAUGAAAGGACACACAGACACGCGCCGAUUCAUUUAGAGCACACACUCGAAACAUGUGGAAACCUCAUGCGAUUUUGAUUUUUAUUUAAAUCACUGCAACUUCUUAUUAAUCUAAUCUUCAUGCAAACAUUCAGAAACAUGUAUUAAGUUAGCUUUUAGUAUUACCGCUGAGCAGGAAAUCCUUCGCAUUGAAGUUUAAGUUCAAGGACUAUACAAGCAUAACUCUCAAAUACACACACAUACACCCACACACACGCGCUUAUAUAUAUUAUUUGCUUUAGUCAAUUAACCAAUUACAUAUGUGUUUUUACCUGUUCGUUUCGUCACUUUUGAUGUAUGUAUGUUUUUGUGUGACAUUUUACAACACUGGCGGUGCAACACUUGACCAAAAACAAAAGAAGGAAAGAAAACAAACAAACAAAAGAGACUCGAAUUAGACAGAGAAAGGAGAGAGAGUGUGUGUGAGAGAGAGAGAGACAGAGAGAGUUAGAGGUAUAGCGAUAGGUAAGAAGAAAGUAAUUUAAAGUAGAGAAAACAACGAUAUAAGCAACAUAGUACUUCCAAAUAAUAAAGAACACAAAUAACGAUCAGCAUUUAUGUAAACGACAACGCAAAUAAAACCCUGUAUAAAUCCCAUAGAGCCGCCCAAACCCGCGAAGAUUCCCAAGAAAGUGGCAGGCAAGAUAAUUAAGGAAGAAGUUAACGAAACCCCAAAUCCCGAAAAAGAAGUAGCCGCAAAAUCAAUGAAACCAACAACAACAUCCGGUACAGUCAUUCCCAUCCAUACACCCACCCAACCACUGACUCGCACACACACAGACGCACAAUCACACAUAGAUACCGAAAUCAAACCCCCAUCCCCCACUUACCACCCACAAUCACAACAAAACACACAGAAUGAAAACAAAUGAAGAGAAGCCACCGCUUGGAAGAUAAGGAUGUGGAUCGAAGAAGAGGAAGAAGUAUGGCAUCUGGACACGAGCAUCGAACCGAACGCAUCAAACCCCAAAAAGCCCAAUCAGACACACACACACACACACAAUCAAACAAACAAAUACAUGCACACCCACACACACACACUCAUGAGCAUGCACGGACAAGCAGACAGCAGAAAGCAAAAGAAUGGCAAAAGGAUCCUUUUUUCAUGAUGUGCACACACUGUAAUCCAACCGAAUGUUGCGGCAAGUGUUGCCUUAUCGUUCCCAGAAGCAAUAACUAACUUGUGGCAGUGUUCAACAAUCAAUCAAAAACGCAAUAAGAAAAACGAAUGACAAAAUAAAUCGAAAAGUGAAGCCAGCAUUAAAAUUCA
Molecule: messenger RNA, 2366 nt
Organism: Drosophila teissieri
Lineage: Eukaryota; Metazoa; Arthropoda; Insecta; Diptera; Drosophilidae
Gene: CkIIbeta
Product: casein kinase II subunit beta
Exons: 7
Coding region: 25-672 (215 amino acids)
Cellular component (GO): protein kinase CK2 complex; cytoplasm
Molecular function (GO): protein kinase regulator activity
Source: RefSeq, a predicted model, not a curated record